This is a messenger RNA of Camellia sinensis, 109 nucleotides long. NCBI's taxonomy places the organism in Eukaryota, Viridiplantae, Streptophyta, Magnoliopsida, Ericales, Theaceae. The record is from RefSeq and is a predicted model, not a curated record.
CACCUUUGGCGGAAAUCCUUUGGCUAGUGCAGUUGCUGCUGCUUCACUAGAGGUUAUCAGAGAUGAGCGACUCGCUGAGAGUUCUUCUAGUUGGCGGAACAAAAAGUGA